This is a messenger RNA of Fusarium keratoplasticum, 534 nucleotides long. RefSeq lists its product as uncharacterized. The record is from RefSeq and is a predicted model, not a curated record. The coding region runs from base 1 to 534 and encodes 177 amino acids. NCBI's taxonomy places the organism in Eukaryota, Fungi, Ascomycota, Sordariomycetes, Hypocreales, Nectriaceae. The transcript has a single exon.
AUGGCUAUGGCACAGGAGCAUGCCCAAGCCAGUCGUGCAGACGAGUUUGGGGAAGCAGGAGAGGGACACAAUGGCAAGCAACAGGAAGUCCUUGCGAAGGAGGAGUUGAUUCCUCCUACUAUACUCUAUCAACAAUCCUUUGACUCUUCUGGAAACAGUUCAACCAUUGCAGUGUAUUCUCUCAAGUUGGCAUCUGCCACUUCGUCGGUUGAGUCCUUCCACAGCGCAUUCACUUCGUCUCCAAAAGAGGACGAGGAUGAAGAUAGGAGAUCCGAGGAUUCGUCAAUAUGUGAAGGCCAAUAUGCGAACCAACCUAUGGAGGAUACUCACGAUGCUAGUCAGACCGUCGAUGAUCCCCUGCCACGUCCCGGCCUAGACCUGCCGUUCACCCGGGCACAGGCUCUGGAAACCUGCACCCAGUCUCCCACGUCCAGCCCUGAUAAGGAGGCAGAGCCUUUGAACCGCAUCUAUAGAAUUCACAAACGCAUCAGCAAGAAUAUCUCUAGAAAGCUUACAAAGCGAAAGGAGCAAUAG